This is a messenger RNA of Trichomonas vaginalis G3, 2622 nucleotides long. Its product is annotated as antigen BSP-related family. The record is from RefSeq and is a predicted model, not a curated record. Bases 1 to 2622 code for a protein of 873 amino acids. NCBI's taxonomy places the organism in Eukaryota, Parabasalia, Trichomonadida, Trichomonadidae. The transcript has a single exon.
AUGAAAGCAACUUUAUUGAUUUCAAAUCUUCUUUCUAGGACAAUAACGCUUAAUUCAUAUGCAGCGAACAGUAAUCUAAUCAUUAUCGAUAAUCCCAAUGAUUUUUCACUUGCAGAUGAAAUAAAUUCAAAAAUUAUUUCUCAAAAUAUCAAUUCAAUUCUAAUACAGAGUGGCGUUUCAUCUAUCCCAUUGAGUUCAUCAUUUGCACCUUUUACGAAUGUCAAAACAAUCUUCCUUACUUCAAAUUCUUUAACAGGAAUUCCCGAAUCCACUUUUGCUUCAUGCGGGCUUCUUGAAGAAUGCAUCCUAUCUACAACAAUUACCACGGUUGGAGGCAAUGCUUUUGCGUUUUGCCAUAAUUUAAAGUCGAUUAACCUGAAAUCAGUUCAAAAUAUAGGUAUAAAAGCGUUCUUUGAAUGCCAUUCACUUAAAACUAUAGAACUUAAUGUAGUAAUUAACCUCAAUAACUAUUGUUUCAAGAAUUGUUAUUCGCUUUCUAACGUUACAGGCCUCACAGGACAUAGAUCUACACUUGGAUACAAAGUAUUCCAUAAUUGCUGGAAUUUAUCUACUCUAAGAAUCCAUAAUCAGCUGGCUUUGGCUAAUGAAAAUUAUCAACCAUUCAUUUAUUCAGGAUUGAAAGAGAUUACCAUUGAUUCAGGGGUGAAUUUCUUGUUUACAGGUUGCAAAUACCUCCAAAAGGUCACUUUCUCUGAUUCUUGUCCUUUGACACAAUUGAAAUCUCAUAUUUUUGAAGAUUGUUCACAAUUAUCAGUUGUAACAUUAUGUGCCAGUAUUACAUCAUUAGAAUCCUAUGUGUUUGUCAAUACAAACAUAACAAGUUUGAAUUUAUUCAACGUAAUUUCGAUGAAACCAUAUUCAUUAUACAAUACAGGCAUCAAAGAGAUCACAAUUAAUAAGAAUAUAAAUCCAUCUUUUAAGAAUUAUGUAGAUCCAACAACUUCAGACUUAGAUUCAUUAGAUCCAAAAUUUUUUGACGACAAAAACAUUGAUGACUACAGUUCAAACAAAUUUGGUUGUAUAUGCAAUGAAAAGAACUUGAAGAAAGUCAUUUUAGGAUCAGAUGUUACAGAGUUUACAAUGUCACUUUUCAUCAAUGUCUCAAUUUCACAAUUUCAACUUAUGAGUACUAAUAACUUUGUUAUUGAGAAUCAAAUGUUAUAUAACAGUGACAAAACAUCAUUAAUUUCAAAAUUUAAUGACACAAAAACAGAAAAUUAUGAAAUUCCAAACUCAAUUCCUUCUGUCAAACCUUUCUCAUUCAUUUCAUGCACAAACAUCAAAACAAUAACAAUCCCAGACACACUAACAAAUCAAGACUAUUUAUGUGCAGGAAUGAUUAAUCUUCAAACCGCCAAAUUUACAUCUUCUCAAAUUUCAAAAAUUCCAAACGGAUUCUUUUAUUUAUGUCACAAAUUAAGUAGCAUUGUUAUUCCUGAAUCUUCAUCUAUAUCAGAGAUUGGUGACUUAUCAUUUGCUUAUUGUUUUAGUUUAGUUAAUUUGAUGAAGAAUGAUUUGACAAAACUUGGAAAAGGUUCAUUUGUUUGCUGUGUCAAAUUAAGUCAAAUUUCUUCAGAAAAAAUUACAGAAAUUCCUGAUUUUUGUUUCAUGGGAAUAACAGACACAACAAAAUUCAAUUUGCCUAAAUCACAAUCAAUUGGUUAUUGUUCAUUCUAUAAAUCAGAUUUGACUAAGUUUGAUUGUCCUGAACAAUUAUUAAUCAUAAAAGAUUUGGCAUUCAUGAAUUCAAUGAAAUUAGAGACGAUUAAUUUUAAUUCAAAAUUGACAAGUUUAGGAAGUCAAUCAUUUGAUAGUUGUUCAUUAAAAGAAGUAUUGAUUGUUGAAUCAAUCAAGUGGAUCUCAAACACAUGUUUCGAAAAUAAUCCAGAUAUUUCAUUCAAAUUCGAUGAAAAUUCUAUUUUUGGAGCAGACAACAAAUGUUUUUACUAUAAAAAUAAUGGAUAUCUUUUGUUCACAUAUGGAGAUCAGACAGGAAAAUUCGAAAUCUCAGACAAUGUUAAAUAUCUUGACAACAAUGGAUUGAGAUUCAAAACAAUGCAGAGUAGUUCUGAUGAAGGCGGAUUUUUGAUUAAUGCAGGUGUUACAACAUUAGUUGUUCAUCAUAAUGUUGUCAGCUUUAAUACUGAUUUAACGAAUUUCCCUUAUAUAACAACACUUUGUUUUGAUAGUUUUGCAAUGUCAGACACUAAGAGCAAUUCUUUAUCUACAUUGAAUUUUUAUAAUCCAUCUUUAGAUUAUUAUGAAUUAGCAUUCCCAACAUCUCCAACAGCAGCAACUGUUAUUUAUUCAGAUUGUGUUGAUAAUGUCGACAAAACGAUUGAUCCAAACAGAUAUAUCAAAUCAGAUGGUAAAUAUGAUGAAGAAUGUAAUUCAUCAUAUCCAGAUGCAUACAUCAAAACAGAAGGAAAAUUGACCACAAUAAGUGAAGACAAUGCAAUUCUUCAACUAAAUGGAUACAUAAUUUCAUUUGAAGAGCCUAAAUCAUAUCGAUUAUCAUCCAUCGACAUUAUUUUGAUUUGUUUUGUUUCUGUUUUAAGUGUUAUCCUUAUCAUUACUUUUGUUUUGAUUUCUAUUUUAUAA